Adineta ricciae is the source of this 3078-nucleotide messenger RNA. Lineage: Eukaryota; Metazoa; Rotifera; Eurotatoria; Adinetida; Adinetidae. The record is from the annotation of a GenBank genome assembly.
AUGGUGAAAAAGAAAAUCGAUAAUCGUCUUCGUGUACUCAUUGAAAAUGGAAUAAAAUCAUUCCAAAGAUCUUUAGUCGUCGUUGUCGGCGAUAAAGGUCGUGAUCAGGUCGUUAUUCUUCAUCAUAUGCUAUCAAAAGCUCAAGUGAAAGCACGUCCAACUGUUCUCUGGUGCUACAAGAAAGAGCUUGACUUUUCUACGCAUCGAAAGAAACGUAUGAAGCAAAUGCGUAAACGACAAGCAGCGACUGGAUCGAUUGGCAGUGGUAAUGAUGAGAAUCCAUUUGAAGUAUUUCUUUCUGCAACACAAAUUCAUUAUACGUUCUACUCUGACACACCGAAAAUUCUCGGUCGAACAUUUGGCAUGUGUGUUCUACAAGAUUUCGAAGCAUUAACGCCCAAUUUACUGGCACGAACAAUCGAAACAGUUGAGGGUGGUGGUUUGGUUGUUUUACUUCUUCAAACGAUGCGUUCAUUGAAACAAUUAUAUACAUUGACAAUGGAUAUUCAUGCACGCUAUCGGACGGAAACCCAUCGACAAACCGAACCACGUUUUAACGAACGUUUCAUAUUGAGUUUAUCGUCAUGUAAACAAUGUUUGAUUGUUGAUGAUCAAUUAAAUAUUUUACCAUGUUCAUCGAAUGCAAGUUUAAUGAUCGAACCAAUUCCAGCUAAAACCGAAGAGAAUAGUUUAACAGCUGAACAAAUCGAGCUGAAACAAUUGUGCCACUCGUUGAGAGAAACUCAACCUAUUGGACAUCUGAUUGAUUGUUGUAAAACAUUAGAUCAAGGCAAAGUUCUUUUGAAGUUAUUAGAUUCGAUUACAGAUAAAGCAUUUCGACACACAUGUUCGAUAACGGCAUCACGUGGGCGUGGAAAAUCUGCUUCGCUUGGUUUAGCCGUAGCAGGAGCGAUUGCAUUUGGCUAUUCGAAUAUUUAUGUCACUUCACCAGCACCAGAAAAUUUAAAAAUUUUAUUCGAAUUCAUUUUAAAAGGUUUUAAUGCACUUGAUUAUCAGGAUCAUAUUGAUUAUGAUAUUCAAUAUUCGUCAAACGAUCAUAAGGAGAAAAUCAUUAUUCAAUUAACCAUUCAUCGACCCAAACAGCACCGACAAGUGAUUCAAUACAUUCAACCAAAUGAAUCAUCGCGUUUAAGUCAAUGUGAACUGUUGAUUAUUGACGAAGCCGCAGCGAUACCUCUUCCACUUGUCAAACAAUUAUUGACUGGUGCAAACUAUUUAGUAUUUCUGUCGUCAACUAUCAAUGGCUAUGAAGGUACUGGACGUUCACUUUCAUUGAAACUUCUCGAACAAUUACGACAGCAAAGUGCUGUUCUAACAACAGCAACCAAAACAACAACAAGUCAUCGAACACUGAGCGAAUUAGAACUGAAUGAACCCAUUCGAUAUGGCAUAAAUGAUCCAAUUGAAACGUGGCUAAACAAUCUUCUUUGUCUUGACUGCUGUCAAGACCCAUCGAAGUCGAAUAAAACAACACGUGGUGCAUGUCCAUCCCUUGAUUCCUGUUCACUUUAUUGCAUUGAACGUGAUACACUGUUUUCCUAUAAUGAAUCCUCGGAGUUAUUUUUACGCCGUUUGAUGUAUCUAUUCGUUUCAUCACAUUAUAAAAAUUCUCCGAAUGAUCUUCAAAUGCUCUCCGAUGCACCCGGACAUGACAUCUAUUGUCUACUUGGACCUAUUGUUGAUCCUCAUCAAUUACCAGAAAUCUUGUGUGCGAUUCAAGUAUGUUACGAAGGUGAAUUAUCCAAAGAAAUUGUCGCACGACAAUUAUCUCACGGACAACGAAAUUCAGGUGAUUUGAUACCGUGGACUAUUGCACAAACAUAUCAAGAUUAUACGUUUGGAAAAAUGUCAGGUGUUCGAAUUGUUCGCUUAGCCACUCAUCCUGAUUAUCAACGAAUGGGUUAUGGAACAAAAGCGAUUCAAUUAUUGGAAAAAUACUUUCAAGGACAAAUCAUUAAUCUCGAUGAAGUUGAACAAGCAGAAUCUCCAUCAUCACCUGUUGCUGCUGAACAAGUCGAAAUCAUCGAUGAUGAAGAUUUACCAUUAUUAAAAGAAGAACUUCUUCCACGACAAAGCCUACCACCAUUAUUACAAAAACUCACUGAACGUCGUUUGAAACAUUCAAUUGAUUAUCUUGGUGUAUCCUAUGGUCUUUCGCCUGAUUUGUUGAAAUUUUGGAAAAAAAAUCAAUUCCUUCCUGUUUAUCUUCGACAAACCGCAUCAGACCUUACAGGUGAAUAUUCCUGUAUCAUGAUCCGGUCGAUUCAUAUGGCCGACCAAGCACCAUGGCUAUUUUCUUAUUAUCAAGAUUUCCGUCGUCGAUUACUUUCCUUACUUGGCUUCCAGUUUCGAACAUUCACACCGGGUAUGGUUCUUAAUAUGAUUCAACAAGGUGUUUAUCCUGAAACAAAAGAAGAAUUUAAAGCUUCGUUAGUGGAACAAAACUUUACCGAUUACGAUCUUCGACGUUUAGAAUCGUAUACACGAAAUUUAGUUGAUUAUCAUUUAAUUCUCGAUCUGAUUCCAAUGCUUGCUCGAUUAUUCUAUUUAAAUCGUUUACCAGUUCAAUUAACAGCCAUUCAAAUGGCAUUAAUUGCUGGUAUUGGUCUUCAAUACAAGACCAUUGAACAACUAGAGACAGAAUUAAACUUGCCACAAUCUCAACUCUUGGCACUCUUUAAUAAACUCAUCAAAAAGAUCAUCGAUUUGAUAAAUUCGACGCAAGAAAAUGAACUAGGAAAAGACUUUGUCAAUUCGUUGGAUGCUGCUAGUAUGAAACCGUUGGAUAAAUCACUUCGACAAGAACUGAAUGAAGUAGCAGCAACUAUUCGUAAUCGACAAUCGGAAGAGAUUGAUCGUUUGAUGCACGAUCAACAUUUAUCGAAAUAUGCAGUCACUGGAAGUGAAGAUGUUUGGAAAGAAGAAUUGAAGAGUGUAUCCGAUCCGGGUGUGAUAUCUAUUCCCAGGACAAUUAACAAGCGAAAAGAUGUGGAAAUUGAAAGUCAUUUUGAUCUUUCGAAAAAGAAGAAACCGAAGAAGAAGAAGAAUAAAUUUUAG